Zingiber officinale is the source of this 1526-nucleotide messenger RNA. RefSeq lists its product as uncharacterized. The transcript is spliced from 5 exons. The coding region runs from base 1 to 1413 and encodes 470 amino acids. The record is from RefSeq and is a predicted model, not a curated record. NCBI's taxonomy places the organism in Eukaryota, Viridiplantae, Streptophyta, Magnoliopsida, Zingiberales, Zingiberaceae. Gene Ontology annotation, molecular function: metal ion binding; phosphatidylinositol binding.
AUGGCUUCGACGCUGCUUCCGGCUGUCGAGAAGCUUCCAUUUCUCGGGUCAAAACUCAAAACAGAGAGGUUGCUUGCUGCCUCGCUCCUUAUUGAUCUCUCUGAGAAUUCCUCCCCCUUCUCGUUGUUUCCUCUUUUGUCGAUACGGCGGGUGUCGUGGCGGGUGGGUGGGGUUUGGGGAACCCAACCCAGCCAACUCAGAGCUAAUCCUGAAGUGAACUUGAAGAAUGUUUUGAAUGGGUUAUAUUCAAUUCUUGUGAGGCGAAACCAAGCAGAUAGUGCCAGUCAACCUCAGCUAACCUCUGGUUCAGAUGAAUCCUCAAGCUCAGACAUAUCAUUUUUCGGUGUAGGACCAAAUGGGGAUAGUUUUUUGCAUCGAUCAGUUUGUGUGCCAAGUGCACCACCAUUUGAUGUAGAAGCUAUUAACUGUGGUACAUUCAAAGAUAUGCUUGAGGCAGAUCCGCCCGAAUGGAUUCCUGAUAGUUAUUCAAGAGUCUGCAUGCAAUGCAAUUCCCCUUUCACAGUCAUCACCCGAGGAAGACAUCACUGUCGUUUUUGCGGUUGUAUAUUUUGCAGAGAAUGUACAAAAGGAAGGUGCUUGUUACCAGUCAAAUUCCGAGAACGGAAUCCUCAAAGAGUCUGUGAUUCUUGCUAUGACAGGCUUGAUCCUUUGCAGAGCAUACUGAUUGUCUCAAACAGUAAUUCUGUGCAAUCAGCUAAACAUGAUGUUACUGACUGGACAUGCAUGAGAGGAUGGUUAAAUUUUCCUGUCGGCAUGUCUAUGGAGUAUGAAAUAUACAAGGCCACAAAUACCUUGAGGAGUUAUUGUCAGGUUGCUAGGUUAGAUCCUGAGAAAUCAAUUCCCUGGGUUAUCCUUAAAGGAGCAAAAGGACUUGCCAUACUGACAGUAAUUAAAGCUGGUGCACUUCUUACUUACAAGGUGGGUACUGGUCUUGUAGUUUCUCGAAGAGUUGAUGGAUCAUGGUCUGCGCCAUCUGCCAUUCUAUCUAUUGGUCUUGGAUGGGGAGCACAGAUGGGAGGCGAGCUUAUGGAUUUCAUCAUUGUGCUUCAUGGCUCUAGGGCUGUCAAAGCAUUUAGCAGCAACAUGCAUGUCUCAGUGGGUGCAGGCUUGAGUGCUGCUGCAGGACCGGUAGGGAGAGUGUUUGAAGCAGACGUCAGAGCUAGUAGUAAAGGGUCUGGCAUGUGUUAUACAUACAGUUGUAGCAAAGGUGCUUUUGUUGGAGUUUCCCUCGAAAGCAACUUCGUAGCAACCAGGACGGAGACUAACUUGCGCUUCUAUGGCGAUCCUUACCUGACUACAAAUGACAUUCUCUUUGGGACAGUGAAGAGGCCUACAGCUGCUGAGCCCUUGUACUUGGCAUUGAAUGGCUUGUACUCAAAACUAAGCAGUUAGUUCUCCUUCAAUCAUCUCUUGUACAUAUUCUACCCCGCAACUGUCUAUUCUCUUAUGAUCUCAGCUGUCAAUUAACUGGAAGGUGCAAAUAUCUCAUUAUUGUUAACUGAAUA